CUGGCCCUGCCAGUGGCCUACAGAAGUUCCUGGGCCAGGAAUUGAACCCCCACCAGAGCAGUAUGUCCCUGCUGCUGCAGUGGCAGUGCCAGAUCCUUAACUCACUGAGCCACAAGAGAACUCCAGAAUUUUCUUCUUUGAAUGUUGAAAGAAUGUAAUCGUUUAACGCUGCUGCCAUAUCUUUAUAGUCAAAGCAAAUUUCAAGGUUUUAUUAGCUAGAAAUUUGUGGGAGAGGACUAGUUUGUGCCUGAAAUUUGAGGUUAGUAAAAUUAGAGUGUUAAUAUAACCUGGUAACAAUAGGGGAAAGACAUUAUAAUAAGCACACUUGCUUAUAUAUUGUAGGCAUGAAGAAUUUCAUCAAAUCAAAUAACUGAUGGCUUUUGAGGUUCUUCUUGGAGUUUUUCACAAGUCUUGUGAAUUUGUAUGUAGGGAUAAUUUAGGUUUAAACUUUGGCCCGAAAAAAUGGUAUUCUUUAGUCUCAAUGCCAUUCCUACAUCUAUUCUGUUAAUAAAAAUAUUACUAGAAAUUAGAAAAUAUUAAUUAAAAAUUUUUUAAAAUGUUACUACUAAAAAGUAAUAAAUUAUUUUAAAAUUUACUGCUAGAAUUAAAAAAUAAAUAAACUUUCAUUAUUAACCAGUUUCUUUAGGGAGAACAUUCUGGAAUGAAACUGGUUUUGUUGUUUUGGUUAUAAAAAGACAUAAAAGAUGUGUCUUGAAAUCUUACCUUUUUAACUUUUAUAAAAAAACAAGGAACCAAAUAUUGCUGCAAAACUUUGCAAUUGCAGAGAACAUUUGAAUGAAAGUAGAUCCUCGUUUGUGGAAUGUAUGAUUAUUUUAGGACUUCAGAGAGCCAUGGUUAUGUUCAACCUGAUCUACAGUUAUUUCUUUUUAACCAUCCCCUUCUAUCUGUUUGGUGAUCUGUAUCCCUGGUGUACUUUGGGAGGGAGUAAAUAAAUGAGAAAGAAUAAAAAUGGGUGAUAAAAUCUGUGAAAGUUUGGCUGCUUUUUUAAAAGUGAGAGUUCAUUUCAUUUUUGUGUAAUCUAAUUUUAUCAUCUCAGUAACAAAUUUACUUUCCACCUCAAGUUAUGAAAGAAUGUAUCAUUGGAAAAUAGGGGAAGAUUAUUUAUUGUGAAAUGUAGUGCAAGUUUUGAAAGAAACAGUUUUCCUAUUCUCUUUGAGCCCAUAGAGUAAUCUCAGCUAACAUCUGUUAUGGCAGCAUUUCCAACUUUUUUGAGAACUUCUGAUAUAAUGAGGUAUAAUAAAUGUCCUCCUAAAAAAACUCUGUGGUCAGAUAUAAGUUUGGGAAAUUUAUUUAGUCUAAAUAAUUGAAGUGUGUUUUGCUACUUGAUUUUAUACUUUAUGUAUUAAAAUGUAAAAUGAAUUUCUAAGACAAGGGUGUAGUAUGACUAUCUUCUGACUUAUUUGUUCAGACUCUAUUUUCAGGAAAUUUUAAUGGAUUAUAAAUUCUUGAGAAUUGCUACCUGUAAGAAUCUUCUUGUUUUACUUGGUAACAGAUAUUUUAUAAUGUAUUUGUCACAGGGGCUUAGAAGAUUGGUUUUUUGGCAUUCCUCAGAGAUGCUUCAGGUCUGCCAGGGGAGAACUGGGGAGGGGACCCUGGAUCCCACUUGUGCAGCAACCAGAGCUGUGCUUUGCUUUUUUAUGUGUUUUAUAUGUUGGAAUUCUGCUUAAGAUUUCACUUAAAGUGUUGGAAAAUCAUUAUUUUUUAAGACUGUAAGGGCAUUUACCUUAGUAAACCCAACUUUUGAAUUGUAUCAUAAAAAUUUCCCUAUGUUGGGGUUAAAACAUCUAUUAAAGGUUCGUUUUAAUGUGAUGUUUAAAUGGAAGGUUUUAUGCUUUAUAUUACUUUAAUUGUUUAACUGGGUGACGUUUGAAUCCGUGUAUACAUGUGCUAUUUAAAGAGAAGCCUUAAAGUUUCUUACCGGCAAGACUGUAUUUUACCUCAGUCUCCUUGCCAGUACUAACAAAUAGGUUUUCAGAAAUUAGCUUUUUAUAAUACUGAAAAUAAUUAUCUGUAACCAGGAUACGUAUUUACCUUUUAAAAGAGUACUAACACUAUAGAAUAUUAAAAGCUAGGUUUAUUGGAGAGCAGAAUUGAAAAAUUAUCUGAAAUCUUAAAGGUAAGUUGUUUAAGAAUUUAAAUUUAUUGUAAUUAUCUAGCUAAAACAAUUUUUUAAAAACUGACCUUUUUUUUUUUUUUUUGGCUUUAGGACCACACCCACAGUGUAUGGAGGUUCCCAGGCUAGGUGUCAAAUCAGAGCUGUAGCUGCCAGUCUACACCACACCCACUCUAAACUCCUUAACCCACUGAGCAAGGCCAGCAAUCAAACCUUCGUCCUUAUUGAUGGUAGUCAGAUUCUUGUUUCCCCUGAGCCAUGAACUCCCUACAAAUUGACCUUUUAAAGCAGAUUGGUGAAAACUGGAUUUAUUGAAUAACAGCUAUCCACCAAUGUCAGAUCCGUACAUGCCUAGUUACUAUGCUCCAUCGAUUGGAUUUCCAUAUUCUCUUGGGGAAGCAGCAUGGUCCACGGCUGGAGACCAACCUAUGCCAUACCUGACAACCUAUGGACAAAUGAGUAAUGGAGAGCAUCAUUAUAUACCAGAUGGUGUGUUUAGUCAGCCUGGGGCAUUAGGAAAUACCCCUCCAUUUCUUGGUCAACAUGGAUUUAACUUUUUUCCUGGUAAUGCUGAUUUCUCUACAUGGGGGACAAGUGGAUCUCAGGGACAAUCAACACAAAGUUCUGCUUAUAGUAGCAGUUACGGCUAUCCACCUAGUUCUCUUGGGAGAGCUAUUACUGAUGGACAGGCUGGAUUUGGCAAUGAUACUUUGAGUAAGGUGCCUGGCAUUAGCAGUAUUGAGCAAGGCAUGACUGGACUGAAAAUUGGUGGUGACCUGACAGCUGCAGUGACAAAAACUGUAGGAACAGCUUUGAGCAGCAGUGGUAUGACUAGCAUUGCAACCAAUAGUGUGCCCCCAGUUAGCAGUGCAGCGCCUAAACCGACCUCCUGGGCUGCCAUUGCCAGAAAGCCUGCCAAACCUCAACCGAAACUUAAACCCAAGGGCAAUGUGGGAAUUGGGGGUUCUGCUGUGCCACCACCUCCUAUAAAACACAACAUGAAUAUUGGAACUUGGGAUGAAAAGGGGUCAGUGGUAAAGGCUCCACCAACCCAACCAGUUCUGCCUCCUCAAACUAUAAUCCAGCAGCCUCAGCCAUUAAUUCAGCCACCACCAUUGGUGCAAAGCCAACUGCCUCAACAGCAGCCUCAGCCACCACAACCACAGCAGCAACAAGGACCUCAGCCCCAGGCCCAGCCUCAUCAAGUGCAGCCUCAACAGCAGCAGCUGCAGAAUCGCUGGGUAGCUCCUCGGAACAGGGGGGCUGGCUUCAACCAGAACAAUGGAGCGGGCGGUGAAAACUUUGGUUUAGGUGUUGUUCCUGUCAGCGCUUCGCCUUCAAGUGUAGAAGUGCAUCCAGUGCUGGAAAAGCUAAAGGCCAUAAACAACUAUAAUCCCAAAGACUUUGACUGGAACCUGAAGAACGGACGUGUGUUUAUAAUCAAAAGCUAUUCUGAGGAUGACAUACACCGUUCCAUUAAGUACUCUAUCUGGUGUAGUACUGAGCAUGGUAAUAAGCGUUUGGAUGCAGCUUACCGUUCCCUGAAUGGGAAAGGCCCACUCUAUUUGCUCUUCAGUGUGAAUGGCAGUGGACAUUUUUGUGGAGUGGCUGAGAUGAAGUCUGUUGUGGACUAUAAUGCAUAUGCUGGUGUCUGGUCUCAGGAUAAGUGGAAGGGCAAAUUUGAAGUUAAAUGGAUCUUUGUCAAAGAUGUUCCCAAUAACCAAUUGCGGCAUAUUCGCUUAGAAAAUAAUGACAACAAACCAGUUACCAAUUCAAGGGACACUCAAGAGGUACCCCUAGAAAAAGCUAAGCAAGUGCUUAAAAUAAUUGCUACUUUCAAGCAUACCACCUCAAUCUUUGAUGACUUUGCACAUUAUGAAAAGCGUCAAGAAGAGGAGGAAGCCAUGCGUAGGGAGAGAAAUAGAAACAAACAAUAACCAUGUGAAGAUGUCCUGUUAGAAUCACAACACUAAUGAUGUAGACUCUGGAAAUGCCUAAUAAGUCAAAGAAGACGUUAUUACAGCUUUUUUCUGCUUAAGGUGACAUCUUUGAACUCUAACACAGAUUGACUCUUCUUGUAAUGGUUUUCAUCAGCGCAUCUGCCCUUAUACUUUCACCAAACACACUUGAGAACUGUAACUUCGUCAAGCACUUUUCUGUCCUGAAGCUUUGACCAGUAUCUGCUGUCUUUUGUAAUGAUGCAUCCUAGCUAAGGCACAGAAGACUGAAUGAAUGCAAGGAUUCAUUAACUCUUUGAAUUUGUUAAAUACUAACAGUUAACCAUUAGAAGUGGUUCAAUGAUGUAAGAGUCACACUGCUUCAACUUUUUCUUUGUUGUAGUUUUUAAAUUGUCAAUUUUUAGCUAUUUGACAGAUUAAAAGCAAAAUAAUCAUGCCAUAUUUAGUCCUGGAGUUCAAGUCUAAAUGUUUAUGUGAAAAUUAUUGUAGUAAACUUUUAAUAUGGCAAAGCAACCUUAAGCUCUAUUUUAGCCAAAUGAAACAUAAUCUGAGAUUAUAUUAGAACAUUUCCCUUGUCUUCAAACUGUUUGGUGUAACAGAAUAUUGAUAUGCAGCUUGGUGAAUUUCACCAGUUAAUGCACAUUCUUCUCCCCUCCUUCCCCCAAUAAUAUGUAUACUGAAAAAUGUGCAUUUGUCUGAGGAAUUAUUUUGUUUGCUACCACUUACUGAAUCUCAAAAUUUUGAGUAAAUGUACCUCAGUCUAAUCAGACUUUUUAUGACCUUUAUAACUACAUUUAAAACCCUUAAUUCCUAUUUCUGGGUGUUUGCGAGCCUGAUUGCUAUCAUGAAGUAAAAAUUUAUUACUCUAGGUAUUCACUAGCUAAAUAAACAUAGUUCUUGUUUAGCAAGCAUAUAUUGUUCCUCAACUCUUUUCUCCGGCUUUUGCAGUGUCCUGGCAUCUUUAAAAUAUUUGAAAAUAUGGCCUUGAUCCAUGGAUUAAAUCAGUAUCUAAGUGAAUGUGUUGAUGUUUUAUUGAUCAGAUCUAUAUAAAUGGGAAUACAGCAUAUAUCUGGGUAUUCUUAUAGUUAUCUUUUUAACAUCUUAUUUUUUUCAUUAAUUACAUAUCAACAUUAAUUUUGUAUCUUGAAACAAAUUGAUUUUGUAUAAUUGUGUCAAGCACCUGUAUUAAUUGAUUUGAUGGCAUAAGGUUAUGAAAUAAUGUACUGCCCCUUAUAUUACUGUUCCAAAAGGAGAAACCUCUGUAGAAAGACAUGUUAAGGGUGAAAAUAGCAAUACUGUAGAUUUGAAUACCUUGAUGUUUCUUGCAUUACUCCAUUUAUGUUUACAUCAUGUUUAGAAAAGUUUUCAUUUACUACAGCCUUUGGUCACUUCUGUUCAAAAAUUUAGUGACAGAUAUUUCUUUGAGGCUUUCAUUUAUAUGAUUUUUCUUUGUACAAUGUUUUCUUAAAAUGUACAAAUACUGUAAUCAAAAUGGGGGGAAAAAGUACAGUAUUUGUAGAUAAAUUGUAGCUACUUCCCAGUUAUUUGGUAGUCCCAGUAUAGUUAUAUCAGUGUUUACUGAAGGGAACAUUAAAAUAUUAAUGCUAUAUUAUAAAGACUUUCUUAAAGGAAAAUUGCACCUAUUUUACCUUUUUAAGAGUAAGCCAUGAACUCUUGUAACUUCUCUUAACUAUUUAUAAUGAAAGUUGGCAUUUGGGUAUAGUCACCACAGCACUGUUCUACAUCCCUGAGAUUGUAGAGGUAGGACAUGUCACUCUGGAUUCCCACUGGAGAAAACUGUAAAGGGGUGACCUUGUAGAAAGGGUCUGAGUCCUCUCUCGGAGGGUCUCUUUUUCUUGGUGCUUUAUUAGCAACUCUGAAUAUUUUUAUAAAACUAGUUACAUUAUAAAAGGAUUGCAACUUGUUUAAUUUACAUUAGGUUUCUGUGUAAGAAAUGUCUCGGAAACACUCAGCGAGCAGGCUGAUUGCCGUAGCUGACUCAGGAGUGUCAGACGUAACUCAGUAUCUACUCAUGGUGAGGAGUUCAUCCCAGUGCCUUGAACCGGGAUUUCUAAUAGUAGGUGAAAUGGGUGCAGCCUUCCUUUGGGAAAAACAAACUGUCUUUUCAAUUGGUACAUUUUUUCCCCUCAUUUACGUUUUCUUUAGGGUACCUACUUUCUCUUCCUCCUUGGUCUGUCAGUUUAUGGCACGUUGUUUUUCCUCUAAGUGCACAGAUCACAGGUUGUCUCAGUCGCACAGCUAAUGGAGGUUUCUUAACUGUAGGGACCAAAAGGGAGAGAAACUGGGCUCCACAGAGGAGACUGAUCAAAAGUGGUGAAUAAUCACAAAUGAAGACAUUUUUGGCCCAGUAAAUUUCUUGCAUAAUGUUUUUCCAAGAUCUGGUUUGAAUGUUUAUUAAAGUUAUCUUAUGUGGGUGUUUUAUUUUGAAAGGUAUUAUAGUUUGUAUAUUUAACAGUAAGGGGGGAAAUGUAACCAAAAUUAGUAUUCUUUCUCUAUACAUAUUGGUACUUGAAGAUUUCUUUCAGAAGAAACCCCAGCCUUUUCCUAAGUUCAGUACUUAAUUCCUCAUUUUAACUUAAGUGAUUUUCCUAAUUCAAAAGCUGUGUUCUUUUUAAAUGCAUGGGGGUUAAGCUGAUGUUAAAACAGUUUGCAAUAAAAAAAAGAAUCAGCUUAAGUCAUUUAAUCAUUUCAAGUGCAUUCUGCAUCGUAUAAAAAUAAGUUUGAGAAAUUUUAAGAGAAUUGUGUUUCAUUAAGUUUUGCAUAUCUUUUGUUAUGCCAUGUAAAUUCCCUUCUUUUUCAUAUGAUUAAAGAAAGGUUAUGAUAAAAUUAUUAGUUCAUUUACAUUCACUUGUAGCAAUGACAUGAGAAUUUGAAUUUUGUCGUGUUUGGGUUUGUUCAUUUCUGUGAAUGAUGGUACAGUUAGGUGAGAUUUUCUGUUAUGGUACCCAAACUCACCAUUUGGUCCUCUUUAAUCUUUGAGGGUUUCAAUAAAAAUUGUUCACUCACA
Sus scrofa (pig) is the source of this 7120-nucleotide messenger RNA. The record is from RefSeq and is a predicted model, not a curated record. NCBI's taxonomy places the organism in Eukaryota, Metazoa, Chordata, Mammalia, Artiodactyla, Suidae.